AUGGAUUUCACUGGAUCUUUCCUCCCCCCUCCUCCCUCUUCCAACUCUUCUAGCCAGUUGUUCCAACCAGACGAGUCCCCCCUUAUGCUGUCUGCAGGGGGUUCAGUCGCGGGUGUCGGCGGUGCUGGUGGGGGAGGGGGAGGGGGAGUGUUGGGAUCUGUAGCAGUUGAGGGGUCUUGUCUGAGUGACGUCACUUGUGUGGUGUGUGGGGAUGUGUCCAGUGGUAAGCACUAUGGCAUCUAUGCAUGUAAUGGCUGCAGUGGAUUCUUCAAGCGCAGUGUGAGGAGGAACUUGAACUACAGGUGUCAGAAUGGGGGCAAUGCAUGUGUUAUUGACAAAGUCCAUCGGAACCAGUGCCAGGCAUGCAGACUCUCCAAGUGCCACCUCAAAGGCAUGAACAGGGACGCUGUGCAAAAUGAGCGGCAGCCUCGAGCAAACGUGUUCGUGUCUCAGUCGGCUGCUAAAUCUCUCAGCGUGAACAAAUACCGAGGAGGAGCUACGAGAAUCCAGGCAGCCCCCAUAGUGAUGACACGCGGCCCCUCCAAUGAUUCAGCACCCAGGGCCAUGAACCGAGUCAGCCAAAAUCCAUUGGCAAUGACUCCAGUCUCUUGGCCUCCACCUUUCAACUUCAGCAUGGGUGUGGUGCCAAACUUACUGCCAAUCAACUUUUGUUCACGAGAGGCUUCAAUGAUGGCCCACAGAAACACCCUCCUUCUGAUGAACAACUCAAGUGGCAUUAGCUACAAUGCUGUCCCCAAUCAGAGCCUUGGCUCUGAGUUCCCAAAGGAAUCAGAUCAGCCGCAAAUUCAAUCGCACAAAACAGGAAUGAAUGAAAAUGAAGCCACUGCAGAUGCAGAUGCAAAACAGACUAUGCCAGAUGAUGUGACAGCAGAGACCUACAAGAAUGAGUACAUGGAUGCAAUAUUGAGAGAAGUUGUCAAGUGGCUGCAGCACUUGGCUCCUCUCGGGUUAUUCAACAACGAAAGCAAGACCAAGUUGGUUAAUGGGAGUCUGCUCAGUCUGGCUAUCAUCACUGCCAGUCAGUUGAACAUGGAGAAACAACUACUCCACUGGCUCCACCAACAACUACUGCUUGUGAACAAAGUGGAAAAGGGAGCAGAUUCUUCCAGAAGAAAUGAGGACAGUUCGUCUGUUGACCUUUUGGUUCGCACUUGCUUGUUGGUGUUUGAGGAGCUGAACACACAGGCUCUCAAUGUGAUGGAAUUUGCAGCUCUGAGAAGCAUCCUCAUUUUCUACCCAUAUAACUCUGAGUUGGAUGCAGAAAUGACCGAGUUGAGCAAGCGCCUCUAUGACCAGGUGUGCAUCAUGUUAUUACACCACUGUGUCGCCAACCACUCCGCACAGCCAAUCAGAUUUAGCCGACUUCUGAGCUGUGCCAUUUCAACUAAACUAAUUCCAAGCUCGAAAGCAGAAUUGAUCAGACAGAAUCUGCCGUUCAGCAGAGAGUUCAAACAAAUAAUUCACACCACAGAAACUGCACAGAUGCAGCAGCAAUGA
This is a messenger RNA of Symsagittifera roscoffensis, 1518 nucleotides long. RefSeq names its product photoreceptor-specific nuclear receptor-like. The record is from RefSeq and is a predicted model, not a curated record. Gene Ontology annotation, molecular function: zinc ion binding; RNA polymerase II cis-regulatory region sequence-specific DNA binding; nuclear receptor activity. NCBI's taxonomy places the organism in Eukaryota, Metazoa, Xenacoelomorpha, Acoela, Convolutidae. Gene Ontology annotation, biological process: anatomical structure development; positive regulation of transcription by RNA polymerase II; cell differentiation. The transcript has 8 exons. Bases 1 to 1518 code for a protein of 505 amino acids.